Clunio marinus is the source of this 3267-nucleotide messenger RNA. Lineage: Eukaryota; Metazoa; Arthropoda; Insecta; Diptera; Chironomidae. The record is from the annotation of a GenBank genome assembly.
AUCAAGGAAUUUGUAGUGUGGAAUUUGCGCAAUUCUUUAUUUUCUAUCUUUACAAAAAAAUAUUCGUGUGGUUUUAAAAUCGAGUUAACGUCGUCAAAUAUUUAAAGUGAAUGAGAAAUUUUUGUAUGAUUAAUUACUGUUAGUGAAAAGAAAAGCUGGGAAAACCUUAUGACUCAAGAACAAAUCGUCAUAUAAGUAGAUAUGUACGUGCAUGAAAAAAAUUGUGAUGUCAGCUUUGCGCAACGUAAUAAAAUUUAAACAUCCGCUCGUACAUCACUGAUCAAGGAUUGACACAGCUAACAAAAAAAAAUCAAAAAAAAGAAGAAAACAAUUUUUCUAAGAGCUGAUGGCUUUUUGAGCUGAUUUAAGCAAUUUACCACGAACUUAGAACUGAUUAAAAGUGAAAAUAGAUUUUUAAAGUAGAACUUAGAAGCUUGGCGUGUAGAGAGUCGAGACAAUUUUAUCAGAAAAGAUGUUUUGCAAUUUUCAUAGAGUUAAUAGAAUUACAAGAUUUGUGUAAUUUUUCGAGAAGAAAAUAUAUUUAUUUAGUUAUGCCAGCAGACAUAACAAGUUUGACAGAAGGCUGGCUGGAAUUAGAGAGUGAUCCAGGUCUUUUCACUCUACUGCUGGAGGAUUUCGGUGUAAAUGGUGUUCAAGUAGAAGAGAUUUAUGAUUUAAAGAAACCAAUAGAAAGUCCUGUGUAUGGAUUUAUUUUUCUCUUUCGUUGGAUUGAAGAGCGACGAGCCCGACGAAAGUUAGCUGAGACAACCGACAUAUAUCAACGUGAUGAAAGUAUCGUCAACAGCAUUUUCUUCGCUCACCAGAUUGUACCGAACAGUUGUGCAACACAUGCACUGUUAUCCAUUCUCUUAAACUGUUCAAAUAUUGAUUUAGGCUCAACGUUGUCACGACUGAAGAAUCACACAAAAGAUAUGACACCGGAAAACAAAGGAUAUGCCAUUGGAAACACUCCUGAAUUAGCAUUUGCACAUAAUUCACAUGCAAUGCCGCAAGCGAGACGAAGACUUGAGAGAAAUGCUGGUGCUACAACGAGCGCAAGAAUAGGAAUUCCCACUGGACGUUCAGCAUGUGAAGCAUUUCACUUUGUUAGUUUUGUUCCUAUUGGUGGUCAUCUUUUUGAACUUGAUGGAUUGAAACCAUUUCCGAUGGAUCAUGGAACAUGGGAAGCUAACGAAGAUUGGACCGAUAAGUUCCGUAGAGUAAUCACUAAUAGAAUAGACAUUUCCAAUGGCGAACAAGACAUUCGCUUUAAUCUUAUGGCUGUCGUUCCUGAUCGUCGCAUCUCCAUCUCACACAAACUCAAAAUUCUAAGACGAAAUAAAGAGAUUGUGGAAGAAGCGUUGGAGAAAUUAGUCAAUGGUACAAAUGGAGAGAUGGUGGUUAAAGAAGAGCAAGAAACUGCUGUGUCUAUCGGAUGUUGUGAUCAAACUGACGAUAAUGAGUCGAAGAAUGAACUUCUUCCAUAUAUUCAUCACACAGCAAACACAUUGUGUAUACCAUGCAAUGGAGCCGGAACAGAAGCUUAUCUACAAAACAAUCAAACGACAGUUGACGAUCAGAAUUUUAAUGAAUGUAAUGUUAUGAUGAAGAAUGACAAUCAUCAAGCAUCUUCAUCGUCAGCAUCUUCAACAUCGAGUGGAAAUUAUUCAGCUUCAACACCUCCAAAUGUCUUCGAGUCAACUGCCUUCUCAUCUAACUAUCUUUGUACGCUGCUAGCAAAUCUUGAGCAUGAGAUUUCAGUGACACAACAGCAUCUUGAUGAUGAAAAUGAUAAACGACAUAAAUAUAAGGUUGACGAUUGUCGUCGAACACACAAUUAUGACGAAUUCAUCACAACGUUUCUCACAAUGCUCGCACAAGAAGGUGCCUUAAGUGAAUUGGUUCAGCAGCAUUUAAGAGAGAAAGGAAAGCUUGGGAUGCUUCAACGACAAAGUAAAUCAAAAUUACUUGUGAAGAAAGUGAUUUCAAACGGUCCAAAUGCAAACCAAGGAUUGACGACGAAUGGCAAUUCGAAUGAGAAGUCGCCAAAAACAGUGAAACGCAGGCGUACUGGAGCUGGCGGCCGUAAAAAGACACGCAAAAAGAAAUAGAAUCUAACUGAUGAUCAUGUAAAUGAUGUCCUCAACGUAACUCUAAGAUUUGUACAUAACUUUUAUUAACUCCUUUCCCUUUCUCCCAUCAUCACAUAAAAUUAAUUAAACUACAAGCACGAAAACAUCUCAAACCAGAUGCCAUUUAAAUUAUGAUAUUUUUUUAAAUUAAACUUCAGAAGAUUUUCUUGUAAGUUCAGUUAGAUCAGAUGGAGUAAUAGCGACAAGUUUUAAGCGUACAGAUGUCAAGCUAAUUUUGAUAAUCACAAAAGAGAUGUCGAUUAUCUUUUACUAAGCAUUGCUUGUACUUUAGAGCGAUAAUUAAUUUUCUACUACAAAUCAGACUCCCAAAAAUAAUAAAGAAGCAAAAACUUAUUUCAAACCAGUGAAAAGCGUGCUUAAUAUACACAAAAGUGUGUUGGCAAUUGGCGAAUAAUUAGUAAUUAAUGCAACCAAAAUAAUUAAUCGACAUCUCAAAUCCAUCAGUCAAAGUUCUUAAAUAUCAAAUUUAAUUUUUUUUCUUAUCUUUUGUGGAUCUCAAAAGAGUUAUUAUGUAUUUAAUUUCCAUCCUUGUCUAUACCGGUCUAUCUCCUAUUUAAUCCCUUUUUUUUUGUUUUCUAUUCUAUGUAAAAUUAAUUUGUUAUUAGAAUAAAGCUUGAAAUUUGAUCGUUGUUCAAAUUUGAUGCUUUCCUCUAAUUCACGUUUUCAAUGAACACAAACUUUUAACAAAAAACUAAAACAUGCCCAUAAAAAUUUCUUUUUAUGAAUCACAAAGAGAAACAAAAAAGAUUUUGCAGUGAUUUUUUGAAAGAAAUAAAAAAUUCGUAAGACUAAGAAAAAAAUCAAAGUCAGCGAUCGAUUCUUGAAAUCUUUCGUGAUGAUAGAAACAUUCAUGUUGUUAUUUGUUGAAUUGCGUUUUUAUAUUUCACACUUUGCAAUCAUUUGAUUUCAUUCAUAUUUAUGACCAUCUAAAAAGAACUUUUAAAAUCUGAUUAGAUUUCCGAUCUUUAAAAUUAAUUUCUUUCUUUGUUUUGAUGUCAUAAAACAAAAAUUCUUGUAGCAUUCAUUUUUAUCUCUUUUUUGUUCAAUUAAUUAACACAAAUUCACUGAAGAGUUUAAAGGAAAGAAAUAAACCAGAAAUGAAUCAAAAUUUGAA